CUUGUCCAUUGACGCAUAUACCAAAGCAUUGUUUUAGGUUUUAUAUCCUUGGCCUCCUUCAAAUCCUAAUCUUAGCUCUGCAAUUGCAAAUGCAAUGCCGAGUCCAGCAAUCCCUCGUUCAACUUCUGAGAUUUUAAUCUCCUCUUCCUCUUCAUCCAAGAUUCGCCUUCCAUCUUCCACUCGCUCUACUAGCUCAUCUUCUCGAUCUAACAAGUCCUCCUACUGGCUUGCUUGGAGCAACGUUAACAAGCUUGGAAACUUCAUCACCAUUGGAAGAAAGAGCAGUGAGUUAUCUCAUUCUGAUUUGACAGAGGAAAGCCUUGAAGCUCAUAAUAGAAGACAAGAAGCUUUCAUAUUACAGAAUCAAAGGGUUGAUUAUAAGAACGCUAAGUGCAGCCCUUAUUAUAAAGGACUUACUGAUUAUUCACUUGAUAUAAACCGUGAGAAGCAUCAUUUGAAUCAGUCUUCUAGCCCUGGACGUGAAAGCCAUGCUACUACUUUUGUUUCCAAUUCAAGUUCUAUUUCCUCUUUCGUUCUUGUUAAGAUUCAAGAAUGGACUGCUUGCUUCUCUUCCCUCAAGUAUUCUUCUACUAAGGACAAGCAAAAUCAUGUUCCUGCUCCGGCUCCGGCUGCUGCUCUGGCUUCAGCUCCUGCUCCUCCUGUUCCUGUUCCUGUGCCUGAACAUCCAGUAGAAAGUACGCCCUUGGAGACUGAUAAAAUUGUUUCAUCGGUUAUUCAAGAGGAGAAGCCAUUGAGGGAGAGAGUAUUGCCAUCAGAACCUGAACCACCAUCAUCAUCACCACCACCACCACCACCACCACCACCACCACCACCGUCACCACCAUCCAUAAAGGCUGAGGCGCCUGCAAAAGUUGAUGAGAAAAAUGAUACAGCCAUUGACAUGUUGGAUGGGAGGAAGCAGUUUACUUGGGCAGACAAGUAUCGUCCCAAAGCUUUGAAAGAUUUUAUCUGCAAUCAAGCUACUGCCACUAGGGUGCAGGGUCUGAUAAAAGGCGAAGAGUGUAAUCACUUCAUAUUCGAGGGACCUACUGGUGUGGGAAAAAGAACCAUGAUCUCGGCUAUGCUUCGAGAAGCAUAUGGGCCCGACAGAGUGAAGACUAGGGAAGAGUCCAAAGCAUUUUACUUGAAGGGAGAAUCAGUUGGGAGUAUAGAAGUAAAAAUUAAGGUAUCUUCUCAACAUGUAGAAGUCAAUCUCUCUGAUCUGAAAGGCUAUGAGAAACAUGUCAUCGUGGACCUUAUCAAAGAAACCAGUAAUGGGAUGUCGAAGAAAGGUUUGCAGUCGAAAACUGACAGUUGCCGAGCAAUCAUUUUAUACAAUGCAGACAAGCUAUCUGCAGAUGCUGUCCUGUACAUUAAGUGGCUAUUGGAAAGAAAUAAAGGGUCCAGUAUGUUUUUCUUCUGCUGCUCUGAUGUCUCAAAGCUUCAGCCGGUCAAGGAACUCUGCACAUUUGUUCAGCUUCACCUGCCUUCAAACGAAGAGAUUGUUGAAGUUUUAGAAUUUAUAGCAGAACAAGAAGGCAUAGAUUUGCCACGGGAAUUCGCUGAAACUAUAGCUAUAAACUCUAAGAAUAAUCUGCGUCAAGCCAUUCGAUCUUUAGAGGCCUCCUGGGAGAGAAGUUAUCCAUUUACAGAAGAUCAAAAAUUCUUGACCGGGUGGGAAGAUGAUAUUGCAAAUAUUGCCAAGGACAUGGUCCAAGAACAAAGUCCCAAACAGCUAUAUAUCAUACGUGGGAAGCUUCAAAACCUAAUAGAGCAUGAUGUAUCACCUUCCUUUAUUUUCAAAGCUCUGGUUGAAGAACUGAAAGGCAAUUUGGAUACUUUCUGCCAACUGCAACUUGACAACUUGUACAAGGAUUACAUUUUAAGAGAAAAACUCUCGUUAGAAGAUGGUAAAAGGCCUCAUGAUUCUGCCAAACACAAAUUUCAGAAAUACAUGAACAUUGAAGAGUUCAUAGCAAAAUUUAUGAGCUUGUACAAGUUACACAUCACCACUUCCAAAAGCAUGGAACAUGAUAGUGAAGCAUGAGGGAAGUUGAUCAUUAACAACAAUCAACAUCUGUGGUUGCAGCAAAUUUGCAUAUCUGGUAUUGCUUGUAAAAUAAAUAUAAAAAUUUUACAAAGAAAAACAAAAGGAAAAAUACUUGGAAACUGAAAAUGGUAUAUGAAAUAUUAUAGAGAAGAAGAUGAUGAUGAUGCUGCUUAGGGUUAAGCCUUAUCAUAUGGAUAAGUGUUGUGGUUUGAAUAAAUGCUGUGUAUGCUAGUAGCUUAUAAAUGUUGAUCAUUUAAUAAAAUUUUCUAGCAGACAUGCACCAUUGGUAUUUCAAUGUCCAUUAAGAUUUUUAUUUAUUUUAAAUUU
Messenger RNA from Manihot esculenta (cassava), 2377 nucleotides. RefSeq names its product replication factor C subunit 3. Bases 95 to 2047 code for a protein of 650 amino acids. Gene Ontology annotation, cellular component: nucleus; DNA replication factor C complex. NCBI's taxonomy places the organism in Eukaryota, Viridiplantae, Streptophyta, Magnoliopsida, Malpighiales, Euphorbiaceae. The transcript has 10 exons. Gene Ontology annotation, molecular function: DNA binding; DNA clamp loader activity. Gene Ontology annotation, biological process: DNA repair; DNA-templated DNA replication. The record is from RefSeq and is a predicted model, not a curated record.